Molecule: messenger RNA, 621 nt
Organism: Trematosphaeria pertusa
Lineage: Eukaryota; Fungi; Ascomycota; Dothideomycetes; Pleosporales; Trematosphaeriaceae
Exons: 2
Coding region: 1-621 (206 amino acids)
Source: RefSeq, a predicted model, not a curated record
AUGCGAUCCUCUCCGCCGCCAGCGACUCCCGUGAGCCCCUUCGCUCCGCUCUCUGCGGCAGCAUCAUCUUUGCAAUUCUGCAGUCCUUCCUGCCUUCAGCGACCGGGUGAACAGCAGCGUCAUCUCGUCGCCCAAGGCGCACCACGGCUCCUUCCGAACAUGGUAUUCCUCUCCCCGGUCAGAAUGUUUAAGCGAGAGGAAGCUCACGAGCGCCGGCGCCGCGCUUUUGGCUCCAAACUUGGCGGCGCCAACUGGCGAGUCACUCCAGAGGAAAUCUUCAAGUCGGUCUUAAGAUUGCGUCUUGCUUCCCAAGACCAAGACGACGUGGAAAACAUCGGUAUUCAGCGUUUCCAGCUCCUACCCAAGCGGCGCCAGUUGUCUUCGCUGCCGCGGCGUCAGUCAGAACAGACAAAGAGGUGUGCGGCAACGUGCAUACCCGAUAUCGAAACUAGUAUAUCCCGCAAACCGAAGAGCACGCUCAAGCUAUUGCCGCGGGGCACCUCAUGUGUGGCACUCAACAAGGGACGGCGUUCCGGAACCGGCGUCCGGCAUACACAUCUUCUCAGACUCGCGGUCGGCGCUGCUAUGCGUACAGAAUUUAGGGUCAAUCUUUGUGGAUAG